Lethenteron reissneri (Far Eastern brook lamprey) is the source of this 2228-nucleotide messenger RNA. RefSeq names its product tRNA splicing endonuclease subunit 34 (gene TSEN34). Gene Ontology annotation, molecular function: tRNA-intron lyase activity; nucleic acid binding. Lineage: Eukaryota; Metazoa; Chordata; Hyperoartia; Petromyzontiformes; Petromyzontidae. Gene Ontology annotation, biological process: tRNA-type intron splice site recognition and cleavage; tRNA splicing, via endonucleolytic cleavage and ligation. The record is from RefSeq and is a predicted model, not a curated record.
CGGUGAGGGGGCUCUGGGAACGACACACAGACAGCCAGCAGCGGGGUUGCAGCAGUAACCCCAGGUGAGGUCAGGUGAGGUCAGGUGAGGUCAGGUGAGGUGAGGACGGAGGUCAGGACAAGGGGUGAGGACAGGUCAAGGGGGUGAGGUGAGGGGGUGAGGUGAGGACGGGACAGGGCAAGGUGAGGACAGGACAGGGAGUUAGGUGAGGGGGUGAGGUGAGGACGGAGGUCAGGACAAGGGGUGAGGUCAGGUUAAGGGGGUGAGGUGAGGACGGCGGUGAGGUCGGGACAGGGCAAGGGGUGAGGACAGGACAGUGAGUCGGGUGAGGGGUGAGGGGGUGAAGUGAGGACGGGACAGGGCAAGGGGUGAGGGCAAGGGGUGAGGGCAAGGGGUGAGGGCAGGACAGGGAGUGAGGGGGUGAAGUGAGGACGGAGGUCAGGACAAGGGGUGAGGGCAGGACAGGGAGUCAGGUGAGGGUGGUGAGGUGAGGACGGCGGUGAGGUUGGGACAGGGUGAGGGGAGGACAGGGAUUCAGGUGAGGGGGUGAGGUGAGGGGGUGAGGACGGAGGUCAGGGCAAGGGGUGAGGACAGGACAGGGAUUGAGGUGAAGGGGUGAGAGGGUCGGGUCGGGUCAUGUCGGACCAGCAGGAGGGACCCCUGCUCGUCCACGUGUCCGCGGGCGGCGCGGCGCUGCUGUGGAGCGCGGCCGAGGCGCGCGAUCUCCGGGAGCGUCACGGCAUCGCGGGCUCCCCCGCGGGCUCCCUGGCGCGGCAGCCCCGGCAGAACUCGCGCCUGGGCCUCCCCGUCAUCCUCAUGGCCGAGGAAGCGAGGCUCCUGGCCGAGACGGGAGCCGCCGUUCUCGUGAGGCCCUCGGCGGCGGAGGAGGGCGACGGCGAGGAGAUGGAGCGCAGGGUGCAGGAGCUGGAGGAGGAACGGGAGCGAGGGUUCAGGGAGCAGAGGCGCCUCGCCAUUCGGGAGCGCAGGGCGCGCAUGCGGGGGGGUCUGGCUGCCACCAUCGCCCGGGGACGCGAGGCGAAGCGGCGCAAGACGCGGGGGGGACCCGGCGACGGCGGUGAAGGAGGAGGAGAGACGCGGGGUGGAGAUGGGAUGGGUGGUGGUGGUAGUGGAGAUGGGAUGGGUGGUGGUGGUGGAGGAGGAGAGACGAGGGGUGGAGAUGGGAUGUGUGGUGGUGGUGAUGGGAUGGGUGGUGGUGGAGAUGGGAUGGGUGGUGGUGGUGGAGAUGGGAUGGGUGGUGGUGGUGGAGGAGGAGAGACGAGGGGUGGAGAUGGGAUGGGUGGUGGUGGAGGAGGAGAGACGCGGGGUGGAGAUGGGAUGAGUGGUGGUGGAGUGACGAGGGGUGGAGAUGGGAUGGGUGGCGGUGGAGGAGGAGGUAGGGGAGACUUUGAGGAUGCCGGUGAGGAGAGACCUGAGUUGACCUUCGAACCUGCUGAGGAUGCUGGUGAGAGGGACAAGGUGACGGCUGAGAGUGGCGAGCAAAAGUUGGAGGACAUGGAGCUUGGCGAGGCGUGCGUGGACCACCACGAUGCCGGCCAGGAAGCCGAGGAGGACAAUGCCACUGCUGCUGCUGCUGGUGACGACAAGGACGACGAGGAUGAUGAUGAGGACGACGAUGAUGAUGAUGCUGGUCUCCAGUUCACGCGAGAGAGCAUGCUGGUGCAGGUGCGCACGGCGAGUGCCACGAGGACCCUGCGUGUCGUGGAGUGGCGAGCGGCCUCUUCGCUGUGGCCCCACCCGGCGCUACCGCACCACGAGUUGCGCUACCGCGUCUACCGCGACCUGCAGCGGCGUGGCCUGCACCUCACGAGCGGAGCCAAGUUCGGGGGAGACUUCCUCGUCUACCCCGGAGACCCCCUGCGCUUCCACUCGCACUUCAUCGCGCUGUGUCACGACGACGAGCGGCCGAUGGCGCUCGUGGAGCUGCUCGCGGCGGCGCGUCUCGGCAGCAACGUGAAGAAGACGGUGCUGCUGUGCUCGCCCAUGCCCCGAGACGGCGUCCGCUACACUUCCCUGCAGUGGAGUGGCUGGAAGUAGUGACCACCGCCCUGCCCGUCGCAGCCCUUGCCCAACCGGUUUCAGCCGGUGUCCUCUCCUCCGUCACCGCUUCGCGGUUAUUAGACGCUGACCGUGCGGAAGACGUUGAAGCCGCUGUGCGCCGUGCUGGCGAUGACGCCGGGGCAUUGCGGGUGCCAGUGCAACUCCUUAAU